This is a messenger RNA of Durio zibethinus, 3879 nucleotides long. NCBI's taxonomy places the organism in Eukaryota, Viridiplantae, Streptophyta, Magnoliopsida, Malvales, Malvaceae. The record is from RefSeq and is a predicted model, not a curated record.
AAUCUCAUCACUCAUACAAUCAUGUUAUUAGAUUCAUGCUACUUAAAUUAAAAAUUUCCAAUUCAUAUUUUAUGGUCUAAUCUUACUGUUUCUGAUAUAAACUAUAAUCAAGAUUUAGUUUUCCGCCUUGUUUAGUUCAAAAUUUGUCCAUAUAUUCAGUUACUAAAUUUAUGUUUUUUUUCAACUAGUUCCCCUCAUGAUUUUCAGUGAUUAAUGUGACAUAAAGCUCAACUUUUCUCUUGCUUCAAUGAACAAAUUUGAAACACACAACAGGCCCUAAAUUUCCUUUUGGCCAACAGAUUUUAAGUAAACUUCAAAACUGAUGUAGAAUCCCAAAAUCAGUCAUUAUUCAAGAUUAGGCAGACUCACGUGGAAUCCAACCCUAGGAGUAUAUAUUCAGCUCCUUUUUAUAUGUUUAGAUUUUCAUUUUCAUUGAAGGAGAUGGGAAUUGUGGGGUGACUGGUGUUGCCAUGCAUGUGAACUUUUGAGCAAAUGGCUGGACAGAAUCAUGUCCUUUAGGCACAUAUUUUUUCCCUCCUUACCUCAUUGUUAUCAUUCAAAACUUUCUCACCCUUUACUCUCCUACAAUAAUUGUUUGCAUUUGUCCUAUUUCUGCGUAGAGGGUAGCAGUUGGGGAAGACUCUGUCUCUUUGCCAGAGGAGCUGCAGCCAUGACCAGUCCACUCAAAAUUAUGGAGAGCACUAAAAGAUUCAGUCAUUUGAUUCCAAAUUUAAACACAAUCCUUAUUCUCUAUACUGAAAACAUUUCUUAAUCAGCCUUGGCUCCUUCAUUUUUGUUCACAAAACUGUAAUUAAGAUUCGAUAGUUAUUCGACUAUGAACAAAAGGAAAGUUCAAUGGAGUACUUGUGUCACGGUCUUAGAGAUGAGUUAUGAAUUCUAUAUCGAUUGAAUACUAGAAUUAAUUUUAAGAUAUAAGGUUCACACCACUAUCAUUUUAUGAGGUGAUAUUUGUAAGAUACAAUCGUGAUGUUAGAGAAGUCAGAGUAACAAUGCCUCACAAAGGUGAAAAUCGUGAUAGGUAAGUUAAUCUAAGACGUCAGAUAAAUAUAUGUUCGAGUCCUAGAGCUGCACAGACUUAGAGGUUGAAUCUCAGCCGAUAACAAAUGAUAUCAGAAUCAACUCUGGGGUACUAGCGAUGCACCGAGGACGGUGGACCCUUGUUGGAGUGAGAAAAGAUGUCACGAUCUUAAAAAAGAAUUAUGAAUCUCGAAGACAUUGGAUGAGUGCAUGUCCUAAUCCUAACACCGGAUGAAUGUAUAUUCGGGUUUUAAAGUCGCUCGAAACUAGAGAUUGAGUCUUGGCCCAUGACACUUGUACAUGACCAAAAUAAGGCAAGAUAAAUUGGGAGAUGGUUUUAUGUGGGAUGUUCAAAUUUCUCUAGUGUUUUCACAUGGCUGGUGAUCAAAGGUGGCCAGCGUGUUGGUUGAAUUGAAUUGCUGUUUAUUGACAGUGUAAAUGAUCCACCAUAUCAUGGGGACAUACUUAAAGCAUUCUGAUAAUGGCUGAUGUAGUAUGUGGGGUCCAUGGAUGUACAAUCUUGAUUCAUCAUGUGCGUACAUUUUAUGUAUGCAUGUAUAUACCAUGGAGUUAUUGUACUAGUGGUGAUGAUUAUAGAAGAAUCAAGGAGAUAGCAGUGCCUUCUGUCAAUAAGUAUUAGACCAAUAUCAGAAACUAUUCCUUUGCAACUCAUUCAUCUGUUAAAUAUAUAAACAUAUAAAUCUAAUAAAUAUUACCCACCAAAGCAUGCAAAUUUUGUGGAUCCCAUGUUUAAUUUCCAGAAACUUGCUUCCUUGAUGAUAGACUUAACCUCAGACCAAGGGUUCACUUCUCUACAAUGCCAUUGAGUUUUUAACCCCAAGAGUCAUGAAAAUCUUAUUUACAAGGACAGGUUAUUGUUAGCAUGUGAGGACAUUCAUUCGGAGGGAAUAGCCAAAUUUAAAGACAGGGCCUUGCAGAAAUAAUUCAGAGCAGGCUUCAGUAUCCAAGCAGGCCUCGGAGUUCUGGCCCCACUGAUCAAAACUUUCUCCACAGCCGCACUCAAGUUUCUUUCUUGAAGGGUUAUCAACAAAGGACAAAUCUGUCUCUUCUCUAUGGAUUUUCGCCGGAAUGUGUCAGUCUCCGGUGAGUUUCAACAAGAGCAAGUCCUUUCUUCCCCUUGCUCUAAACUUGGUGCUACCUUAGCUGCUGCCACUGGCUCACUUGAUGACCUUUUCCCUGAUCAUAAUACGGAAGUGGAUGUAAGCUUGGAAUGGUUGUCUAUAUUUGUAGAAGAUUGUUUAUCCAGCACAGGAAACUGCAUCCCAGUUGCAGCAGCAGCUACAAAUGUUCAAAACAAAAGUACAACUGCAACAAAGCCUGCAAAAUCCAUGAAGCAGAAGGCCCAACAAACCCCACCUUCCUUGCAAAAAUUUGUGGUUCCAGGCAAGGCUAGAAGCAAAAGAAAGAGGGCAGCCACAACAUUAUCCAAAACCAAAAUUAACCCAUUUUCCAGCUGGUCAUACCACCUAAACUCACCUAACCAAAACCUCCAAUUAGCUAGCUCUGACCCCCCUUUGCUUCAACAAACAUAUUGGUUAGCUGACAGUGAACUGAUUGUGCCCAAAAAGGAGGAUGACAGCAGCAAUAGUAGCAGUAACUUGGUGGGGAAUAGUGAGGUGGAAGAACCAAAGAAAGAGAGAAUGGAGGUAGAGAAAGUGGUGGUGCUAGAGAGCAAUAGUGGACAGCAGCAGCUGCUGCAGCAGCCAAGGAGGUGCACCCAUUGCUUAGCACAAAGGACCCCUCAGUGGAGAGCGGGACCAUUGGGUCCAAAAACUCUAUGCAAUGCAUGUGGGGUGAGGUACAAGUCAGGGAGGUUGCUGCCAGAGUAUAGGCCAGCAAAAAGCCCUACUUUUGUGAGCUAUUUGCACUCCAAUUCUCACAAGAAAGUGAUGGAGAUGAGGAUGUCUUUGUUUUCUUCAAUUCCUAGUGAGCAGUGAUGGCUUCUGUUUUCCCCUUUUUCUGAAACUCCCAUUCCCCAAUGUAAAUCGAAGUUUAGAUAGGAUAAAUUUGAAGAAAUUCUUCACUAGUACUGUAGUACCUCUGCAAUUUUAUGAUUAAUACUACUGUUUUUAUACAAUUUUUGCCAUAUUUUUUUCAAGUUUUAAAAUAUUUCUUUACCAAAAUAAAGAAUUGAAGCCUUGGAGCCAUCAGCCAUAUCCUAUCUCCAUGCUGACUGCUCCAUUUGUCCCAUUUGGUUUCUUUGGAGUUACAUUAAAUCAAACUAGAAUCCUAGGAAAAGUAGCACCAGUAAAAACUAAACAACAGGUAAAAGUAACGAUUUUUACUUUGCAAAUUAGUGAAUUUGAAACAAAAAAAAAAAGGAGGGGGUGCAAUUAUUUUCACACCAAAGCAUGCAAAUUCACAUAUGAAAUGUUUGUCCUGUUUUCUAACUUGUUUGGUCUGCCCCUUAGGACAUGGAAACUAUGUUAUGUUGGUUAGGACAUGAAAAUAACAUGAUCAAAUGCGUUUAGUAUCAAAAUGGGAUUGUUGGAUUUUCGUUAACUUUAGACAUAAAUAAAAAGAAAAAAAAUCAUUUCUUGCCUACUUUUUGAGUUUGUAAGACAUUGGCAGUAGCAGAGAAUAAGAUGAUGGCUUCCAGCAAGCACCUGACUUUUUCUUUUAUACCAUUUUUUUACCAAUGGAUUCUCUUUAAAAUGGGAAACAGUUCCCUUUUGAACAGAGAUUCCUGGUCUUUUUUUUUUUUUUUCCUACUGUAUUCCUUUCUCUUUGUGCAAAUAUAUGAUAUGCCUUCUAAAAUUUCCCUCCCAUUUUUGGGAAAGGAAAAUUUUCGUCUUGUGUUCAAUUUAGUCCUAAAUGUCC